CAUUCUCAUUACGUUAGCGCUUUCAUCCCCAUACGCAGAGUGAGUUUGGAAAGAUGGCGGCCGGUUCUGGUGCUGCAAGUGGCCAUGGAGCCCGCAGCUCAACCGCUGCUCUAGAAUCAUCUUUGGACCGACGAUUUCAAGGAGUAUCCAACACUAUGGAGUCAAUACAGGGGCUUUCAACCUGGUGCAUUGAAAACAAGAAGCAUCACGGCCUUAUCGUUCGUUACUGGAUCAAGUGGCUCAAGAAAUCUGACAACAAUCACCGCUUGAACCUUUUCUUCCUUGCCAAUGAUGUGAUACAAAACUGCAAAAGAAAGAAUGCCAUUGUCUUUCGUUCAGCCUUCGCAGAGGUCCUUCCUAAUGCUGCUCAGCUCAUCAAAGAUGGAAAGGUCCGCAAGUCAGUGGAAAGGAUCUUUUCAAUCUGGGAGGAGAGGAGUGUGUAUCCUGAGGAGGUGAUCGCCCAGUUCAAAGCCAGCUUGAACAAAAAGGAAAAGGAGCGAGAGAAGCAAAAGGAAAAGGAAAAGGAAAAGGAGAGCCCGUCUGCAAAUGCUCCAGCCAACACUAAAGCUGCCCUCAAAUCCAAAAUUGUAGCAGAGUUCACACCCCAGUCCCUUAUUGAACAGCUGUCGAAAUACAAGAGAGCAGUUGCAGAAGAGGAGUUCAGGGAGAAGCAGCUGGCAGCUCUCAGGGUGGAUGUGUGUAGCACAGAGGCCCUCAAGAGGCUUAAAGACAAGGCAGGAGGGAACAAGUUUGCUAAGGACUUUGAGGAUGGGAGCCUGAAGCUGCAGGAGUUUGUCAGCUUCCUGGAGAAACAGCUGAAAACAGGGCCUCCUCUACUGGAAGCUCUGGGAAAUGCAGACAUUUUCUAUGAAAUGCAGUACAAGGAGGUUAAGAUUGUGGCCAAUGCAUACAGUGCCUUUGCCAACCGUGUGGCCAGUCUUAAAAAGAAACUGGAUUCCCUCAAGUCAACUCUACCUGGACCUGAGGACUCUCCCAUCCCCUCGCUCUCAGAAGAUGCCCCCUCCCCUACCGACUCUGAAUCACCCUUCAUGGAGCUGGGGGCUAGCAAAGCCCAGGUGGAUCCAGAGCUGGAUGGCAAGGCCAUGGAUGAAGCAGAGUUACCGAGUGACAACAGAGAUAUGGAGGACAUGGAUAUGUCUGAUGAAGAGGCUGAUGCUGUCACAGCAGGGGAUGAAAAGAAAGACAAGGUGUCCAGUGCUGUUGCCAAGACAAACAAGUCAGAUGCUACGUCAAAGCUUCCAACCACAGCUACAAAAGCUUCUAAGACCAGUGCCAGUGCUGCAGCCACCCCAGUGACUCCGACCUCCACUACUGCUCAGAGUGCUCCAACCACCCCUCUGGGAGUCAAUCUGGCGAAGGUGGACCUGGGAAAGAUCAGCUCCAUUCUCAGCUCACUCACAUCCGCCAUGAAGACUACUGCAGCUAGUCCAACACCUCGGCCGUCUCCUGGGACUCCCACCCUCCCCUCUAGCCAAGCAACCUCAAAAGUGCUCCCUCCGAGCCCUGCCCUGGCCAGCAUCCUGUCACGUGUUGAUAUCACACCUGAAGUUAUACUCAACGCUCUGUCUAAAACAAACACAUCUGGUUUGUCCUCUCUCCUCCACAGUGUAACAAACACCUCCUCCGCUCCUCCCACCCGAACCUCCCCAGAAUCAUCAUCAGUUAAAACCCCAGUCACCCCAACUACCCCGAAACCAACCCCCACUCUGGGGAACAACCUCAAGCGCGACACACCUGGAAGAACCAGAGACUGGGAGAAAGAGAGACAGCUGUCCCCCCCUCCUCCACCUCCUCCUCGUCACUCGGCUCCCUCUGCCUCUCCUCCCAGUCUGGAAUCAAAAAUCAACAGUUUCUUGCAGGGUAAUCCAGGCUUCAGUCUUGCUUUAGGUGAUCUCAGUCCUGACGGGGUGGAUGGGACCCCUGUGAGGGAUGAAGCUGCUGGCACCCCAACCCAGGAUGAGAUAAUGGACACACUUGGGAGUGUGCCAGAGUGUCUAGGAUCAUCUGGAGGUCAUAAUCUCUCACCCACAGCGUACCGUAGCGAACCCUGGGAUGCUGUGAUCACCCCAUCAGGAAGCAACAGUGAUGGAGACUUUCUUGGCUCUUCCUCCUCUUCCCAGUAUGGAGCUGGGAAAAAGAGCAGCUCAAAAUUAAAGGAUGAUGAUGCAAUGAAUGUGAAGAAGCAGGCGUCCUCCUACCCCAGUACUGACAUGAAGGGUAAGAAAGACGGACAGCACAGGAUGAUGGGUAACAACAGAAUGCUAGGAGAACGGAGACUCUCUUCAGGCUCUCGUAAGGCGAGUACCGGCUCAGAAGACGGAGGUCUGAGUGGCAAAAUAGAGGACAAGGGGAAAGGUCAAGAGUCUCCAGGUCGAGAUGGGAAGGAGGGCCAGUACCAUCGUAUUGAGACAUUAGUGUCACCCUGCACUGAAGGGGCCCCCAUCCUGACACUAGGCUACUCUAACCGCCCACUUGCUGGAGAGCGCAUCAAGACGGUAGAGAGCAUCCGUGUGAUUGGCCGAGGCUCUCGGCGAGGGGGAGGGUCUGGGCGGCCGGGGGGUGCUAUGUGGUAUGAAGAGGAAGAAUACAUGGAAGCUCAGCCUCCUUCACCCCACGCUGUCCCCCCUCCUCUUAACAUUGGUCAGGCAGUCACAGAGGACAUGACUCCCACAAUGCCUCCUCCUCACCCACAUCUCCUCCUUCCACAUCUUCACCCUCCUCCAUCUCAUCCUCACCCACAUCCCCCUCCCCAAGCUCAGUUCCAAAUGCCAUACCACACUGAAAACAUCCAGACCCCUCCUCCGUCCCUCCUCCCCCAGCAUCCUCCGCCUACAUCCCCUUUCUUCAGUGUUUCUCCAACGAUUCCCCCACCCCCUCCGCCUCCCGUACCGCAGCGACCUUCCCCUCCACCUGCCCACUCUGCUCUGCCCUCUGCAGUCAUGGUGGGGGGAGUGUUGGUUCCCGUUGACCGUCCCCUUUCUCUUCCUCCCCCAAUCAGACCUGAAGGUGCAGAGCGAGGUGGAGUGGGGCUCAGAGGAAACAAAGUGACCCCUCCACCCCUGAUGACCUCAUUACUAGGCGAUCCCCCUAAGCUGCCCCGUCCUGGCACAGUUAAAGAGCCUUUUGUCCCACGCCAUGCACCCCCACUCCACCGCCCAGGUGCCCCUGGUGUUCCUCCACCUUUACUGGGUAGAGUGAAGGAGCCUCUGAAUCUACCUCUUCCUUCCCCUUCUCCCUCUCCCACAUCCUCUACAACCUCUCCCUCCACACCUAACUCCCCUGCAGUUGAUGCUGCCCCCGCUCGCCUCCCUGCUCAGUCUGCUGCCCCUCCUCUCCAGAAACCCUCUGCUAGUCCUCCAGCACAGCCUCGCAGCCAAACCCCUGUUCCCCUUCUUAACUUGCCUAGCCCUCGACCCCCGAUCCUCUCAGUCCCCAUCCCACAAAGACCUCUACUCCGAGGCCGAACCCCCUCCCAGCAGCUUAAUCAAGAUCUCCGCAUAGGAGGGUUUCGUGGAGGCAAGCGGUCCGGUCCUCCAUUCACAGGCGGUCCUUUCCAGAAGAGACCCUUCCUGCCCCCACGCUACUGAUGUGGUCAUCUGUGACAAGCUGAACGAGAAGCAAGCCACACAUCUAGCAGUGCAGUGUGUGUGUGUUAGCCCUACUGGUAUGAGCUCAGAUAUCGUCACUCUGUUAAUUAGCUUGAAUUAAAAGCAACCUUGAGUCAUCUGUAAAUAGCUGAUUUAAUCUCCAUGCAUCAACUAGCUAGUCAGUCAAAACAGCUCAGAGGUUAUCCGUUACAUAUUGCAGAGUGUUGUGUAACAGCUUUCAUUUUCUCAUUUUUCUAUUUCUCAUUUGUGUUGCAGCCGUGGUUAACACUUGUUCAUAGUUUGGAAGUACCUGCUGUAAAUAAUACUUUUCUCUUGCUCAGCCUUCCUCACCCUUCUGUCCCUCUCACUGUAAGCUUGUAAAUAUAAAAACUGAAAUGAUACAGCUUUUUCUCUUCAAGCUCUUCUUUCUGUGAACGAGGACAUUGAUCGUCACUCACACACCUCGUCUUUACUGUGAUUGAGGCCUUUAGCUCCAGAAGAAAUUUUCUGCAGUAUUUGUUGCACCUUCCUGUCCUUUUGAAAGCACCAAGCAGAAGAGGAGGGUGAAGAUGAUUAUGUAUUUUUAUUUCUAACAUUAAUGUCUGUCUGUGUGCGCUUCAAGUUAGACUGAGUCAUGAAGAUACUCAGUGGGGGGAGGCAUUUCAGUUUGAAUCUCACUCUUGCUAGGCUUCAUUAUGUACUGACUUGAAUAAAAUCCAGAGUUUCAAUUCAACUUGGGGGAGGGGGGGUAUGAGGAGAGAUAUUUUAUUUGGUCACCAUUUACCACUUGAAUUGCGCUGUUUUAAUUUAUUUGUGCUGUUCAGCUGUAUAUUCUUCCUGUUUUCAGAGAAAUUGUUUUCAUUUACCUGCACAGCUGCUGCCAUUUUCACGUUUCAGUAACAUUUAACAGCUUUAUUUUUUGCACCAUAUUUUUCUACUAGAUAGAAUUAGUAGUUGUGUGUUUGUAGCACCACCCACAGAGGGGAUUUGAGAUUUGGGGGGGGGGGG
Messenger RNA from Monopterus albus (swamp eel), 4616 nucleotides. RefSeq names its product regulation of nuclear pre-mRNA domain containing 2b (gene rprd2b). NCBI's taxonomy places the organism in Eukaryota, Metazoa, Chordata, Actinopteri, Synbranchiformes, Synbranchidae. The record is from RefSeq and is a predicted model, not a curated record. The transcript is spliced from 10 exons. Gene Ontology annotation, biological process: mRNA 3'-end processing. The coding region runs from base 54 to 3608 and encodes 1184 amino acids. Gene Ontology annotation, molecular function: RNA polymerase II complex binding.